This is a messenger RNA of Mandrillus leucophaeus (drill), 3115 nucleotides long. It is a transcript of the gene RAB3IP, whose product is annotated as RAB3A interacting protein. Bases 441 to 1886 code for a protein of 481 amino acids. The record is from RefSeq and is a predicted model, not a curated record. Gene Ontology annotation, cellular component: Golgi to plasma membrane transport vesicle. Gene Ontology annotation, molecular function: guanyl-nucleotide exchange factor activity. Gene Ontology annotation, biological process: exocytosis. NCBI's taxonomy places the organism in Eukaryota, Metazoa, Chordata, Mammalia, Primates, Cercopithecidae. The transcript has 11 exons.
GCCGGGAGCGGAGGGCCGGGUCGCGAGGGGGAUGAAGACGGAGUUCCCGAACAAGUCGGAAGCCGCUCACAACACCGGGCGCCGCGCGGCAGGGCUGUGGACGGGGCAAUAGCUGUGGACCUGGGGUGUUUUCGUGCCCCUGUCUUAGGAAACGACGCGUGAGGCACCGUGCCGAGGCGUAGAGGUCACCCUCGGGAGGUUUCGGUGAAACCUGGUGGGAAAUUCCGGGCAGGCGCCCGGAGUCGCGUCCGAAGAGGCAGCUCCUGGCAGCCAGACUUGUGUUCGGGGGAGUUGAGACGAGCUGCACGGGUGGGAUUGCACGGCUCUGCCCUCCUAGCGUCCACAACUCGCAGCGACCGCCCGGGGAAGCGCGAGCUUCCUGGCUCCAGAAGUGAUGAUGCUGGGUGGAAGCCGCAGCAUGUAAACAGUUGCCGGUUGUUAUGGGAUUAAAAAAAGAUAUAUCUGCAAUGGCUAAAGGGUUAUCUUAUGAUGAGGCUUUUGCUAUGGCUAAUGAUCCCCUGGAAGGCUUCCAUGAAGUAAACCUUGCUUCACCUACUUCUCCGGACCUUCUUGGUGUGUAUGAAUCGGGAACUCAAGAGCAGAUUACCUCACCAAGUGUCAUCUACCGGCCACACCCUUCAGCUUUAUCCUCUGUACCUAUCCAGGCAAAUGCAUUAGAUGUUUCUGAACUUCCUACACAACCUGUGUAUUCAUCCCCCAGACGUUUAAAUUGUGCGGAAAUAUCUAGUAUCAGCUUUCAUGUUACAGACCCAGCACCUUGUUCUACCUCUGGAGUCACAGCUGGAUUAACUAAAUUAACUACAAGAAAGGACAACUAUAAUGCAGAGAGAGAGUUUUUACAGGGUGCUACUAUAACAGAGGCUUGCGAUGGCAGUGAUGAUAUUUUUGGGUUGAGUACUGAUAGUCUGUCUCGUUUACGAAGCCCAUCUGUUUUGGAAGUUAGAGAAAAGGGCUAUGAACGAUUAAAAGAAGAACUCGCAAAAGCUCAGAGGGAACUGAAGUUAAAAGAUGAAGAAUGUGAGAGGCUUUCAAAAGUGCGAGAUCAACUUGGACAGGAAUUGGAAGAACUCACAGCUAGUCUAUUUGAGGAAGCUCAUAAAAUGGUGAGAGAAGCAAAUAUCAAGCAGGCAACAGCAGAAAAACAGCUAAAAGAAGCACAAGGAAAAAUUGAUGUACUUCAAGCUGAAGUAGCUGCAUUGAAGACACUUGUAUUGUCCAGUUCUCCAACAUCACCUACGCAGGAGCCUUUGCCAGGUGGAAAGACACCUUUUAAAAAGGGGCAUACAAGAAAUAAAAGCACAAGCAGUGCUAUGAGUGGCAGUCAUCAGGACCUCAGUGUGAUACAGCCAAUUGUAAAAGACUGCAAAGAGGCUGACUUAUCCUUGUAUAAUGAGUUUCGAUUGUGGAAGGAUGAGCCCACAAUGGACAGGACGUGUCCUUUCUUAGACAAAAUCUACCAGGAAGAUAUCUUUCCAUGUUUAACAUUCUCAAAAAGCGAGUUGGCUUCAGCUGUUCUGGAGGCUGUGGAAAACAAUACUCUAAGCAUUGAACCAGUGGGAUUACAACCUAUCCGGUUUGUGAAAGCUUCUGCAGUUGAAUGCGGAGGACCAAAAAAAUGUGCUCUCACUGGCCAGAGUAAGUCCUGUAAACACAGAAUUAAAUUAGGGGACUCAAGCAACUAUUAUUAUAUUUCUCCUUUUUGCAGAUACAGGAUCACUUCUGUAUGUAACUUUUUUACAUACAUUCGAUACAUUCAGCAGGGACUCGUGAAACAGCAGGAUGUUGAUCAGAUGUUUUGGGAAGUUAUGCAGUUGAGAAAAGAGAUGUCAUUGGCAAAGCUGGGUUAUUUCAAAGAGGAACUCUGAUGUUCUGCGUGGGACCAUGCCUGAACUCUCUGAAUAACUGAAAAAUGGCUGAAUAUUUUUAUGGUUACUUGAUAUUUAUUUCCAAGGAGCGGGCCUAAGACUUUUUUCCCCUUUUGCAAAUUGCUCUAAGAAGUACCAUGAUUUCUUUUAAACUGAUCUAUGCUGUGUUUGCUUAUUCUUUAAUUGAAUACACUAUGAAGGAUUACAGGUGUACUAGUGAAUGUAAUUUAUAGUUACAAAAACCCUGAAAUAAAUAAAUGUUAGAUUGAAUGUGUGUACAUUUUCUCUUCUAGCUCUGACAUGGCAUUUAGGGUUAGCAGAAUGUAUUAAAUAGUAAUUUUCAAACUACACAGUAGCUUCCUUCCUUGUGAGAGGCAAAGAAGACGUCUGAGUGGACAGCACUCACUUUCCAAGGCCCCCACCUCUAGAAUGGCUUUAUUUUUGUCUGUUUUCUAUAUUGGGUUUCAAAAAGAUUAUAUUUGAAGAAAUACUUCUGCUGCUACAAAGUUUGAAAGUUACUAUUUUAAUUAUUCUGCUCUCUGUAAUUGAAAGAAUCCCUUUAUUUUGGUGAUUCAUUAAAAUAUAAUAGAAGGCAGUCAAAUUGUAUCCCAGAGAUGUAUUCCUGAGCUUCUUGAUGUAGUGUAUUCAUGUUUUAUAUGUGUUAACCACUAUAUUGACGUUGGAGGGACAUAGACGUAAAUGAGUUUGAUGUGUGUCAAAGGGGUUUAAAGGGGUGUAGGUUGAAAGAAUGGUACAUGUAAAGUAUACACUGAUCAUAGAACCACUUGACCUCUGCAUUCCAAAUUGUAAAACUGACUCUACUGGAGAAAUUAUAACAAGAGGUUUGUGGUAGAAAUAUAAUAAGUAUAGAACAGCAAAAACAAAAAACGAGAAACCACUUUAGUGUCUGUUUAGAGAAAGCUGCUGUUAAUAUUUUUGGAGAGUAGCCUUUCAGCUUUCAGAUAUUUUCUACUUACAUAUGCAUAUUUUUGAAACAAAAAGUAGGCUUUUUUUUUUUUCUUUUUAAACCUAAACAUUAAAUACAUUUUCCUUUGGGUAAAUCUACACAUCCUAAUCCCUGUUUAUAGAAUUUUAACAUAAUUUAAUUGUGUUUGGAGAUGAGGUGGUUUUCAGUUUAUUUUUCAUAUUAUAAUGCUUAACGAGUAUCCUUAUCUGUGCACUUUUGAACAGUUGAGUUCUUUCAUGUGGAUGCCUGGAGAUAAAAUUGU